Harmonia axyridis is the source of this 1507-nucleotide messenger RNA. RefSeq names its product protein-L-histidine N-pros-methyltransferase. The coding region runs from base 192 to 1187 and encodes 331 amino acids. NCBI's taxonomy places the organism in Eukaryota, Metazoa, Arthropoda, Insecta, Coleoptera, Coccinellidae. The record is from RefSeq and is a predicted model, not a curated record. Gene Ontology annotation, molecular function: protein-L-histidine N-pros-methyltransferase activity. The transcript is spliced from 6 exons.
CGCAUGCCUUUCGGUGCGCGCAGUUCUCACGAGAAGCGUUGCCAACGAAAGAUUCAUAAUAUCCCUUUGAAUGAAGUGUUUACCUUUUGACUGAUAUUAGAAACUUCUAUUUGCUUCGUUGAAAUUAGUGUAGAGACAAAUUUUUAGUGAUACUAUUCUGUAGUAACUUAGUUUUCGUGUUGUAUUUGGAGAUGCAGUGUUCUAAUAACAAAUUACAACAAGAUAUCACAGCAACCACUCCAAUAACAAAAAUAAGUGAUACUCAUUGCCAGAAUGAUUUCGAUUUUUCUCCAUAUCUUCCUAAACCCAGAGGGGCAUUGGCAAGAGCAAUAUAUAAUAAACACAUAUCGGAUAGAUACAUGAACAAUUUUGACAGAUCUAAGUGGUAUAACUGCAAUAUCGAACAAGUACCCCCAGCCAUAGCAGCCAAAUUUGUUCAAUUGGACCAUGAUAAAGAAUCUAUGAAGUUCAUUCAAGAAUCAGAAGAAAAGUCUGACUGGAUAUUCAUUCAAAUAUGGCACGUUAUAGUUAGGAGUAUAUUAGGCUGGUUCAUGACGCAAACUUCUAUAAAUGGAUGGCUUCAAAGAGGAUCGAUGUUUGUUAUUUCUUCGGCCCAAUUCUUGAAACUUCUAAAAUCAGAUGGAGACUGGCACAGGGAUUCAUUGAUAGAUCUUGGUGCUGGUGAUGGUGCGGUUACUGCACAGAUUGCUCCUUUUUUCGGAAAAGUUUACGCGACUGAGGUAUCGAACACAAUGAGAACUUUGUUGCAGACAAGAGGUUACAAGGUUUUAGAUGUGGAAGACUGGGAUGCAGACAGGAAGUAUGAUAUGAUAGCAUGCCUCAACCUCCUUGAUCGUUGCAACACCCCCCUUCAAAUGUUGAAGCAAAUAAGGCAAGCCCUGAAACCGAAUGGAAUGGUCUUUCUAGCAUUGGUUUUACCCUUUUCCGCCUAUGUUGAAAUUGGUUCCAAGAACCAUAAACCUAAGGAACUGCUUCCAAUAAUCGGAGCAAGCUUCGAGGAGCAAGUCACUAGUGUAAUAGAAGAUGUCUUUCAUCCCAGCGGUUUCAAAGUUGAGUCUUGGAGCAGAGUACCAUAUCUUUGUGAAGGAGAUUUACGACAAUCCUAUUAUUGGUUGGAUGAUGCAUUAUUCGUCUUAAAAGCUUCUGAUGAAGAUGGCUCGAGCUAACUAGUAUUCAAAUCGAAAACAAUAUGUUCCAUCAUUUUGGGAAAUUGUUCAUAUACUCACUUUGAUGUUACCUAUAAAAAUUAUGAGUGUCAUAACUGAAUCAAUCAGUGAUUUUUCAGCAUGUCCAAAUUUUGUUCUUCUGAAGAAAGGACACAUAUAUCUUAAUUCAUUCUGUUAUGCAUUACAACUCUUCGAAAUAAUUGUACUUACAUGAUACUGAAUUCUUCAUGAUUUUCAUGGAAUGUCAAAGAUACACGAAGAUAUCACGAAAAUAAGGAAAUAAUAUUUUUAUAAUCCACCAAUAGAUGUAUCAAUAUGAA